Messenger RNA from Coregonus clupeaformis (lake whitefish), 2511 nucleotides. Its product is annotated as bcl-2-related ovarian killer protein homolog A. Gene Ontology annotation, molecular function: protein heterodimerization activity; protein homodimerization activity. NCBI's taxonomy places the organism in Eukaryota, Metazoa, Chordata, Actinopteri, Salmoniformes, Salmonidae. The record is from RefSeq and is a predicted model, not a curated record. Gene Ontology annotation, cellular component: mitochondrial outer membrane. Gene Ontology annotation, biological process: intrinsic apoptotic signaling pathway in response to DNA damage; extrinsic apoptotic signaling pathway in absence of ligand; regulation of apoptotic process. The transcript is spliced from 4 exons. Bases 552 to 1178 code for a protein of 208 amino acids.
CUGUGAUGCGUGUCUUUCAGCAGAUGUCGGGUGGAAUUUUCUAUAUCAAUUUAGGAAGAUACUCUUAAUACCUAAUAGGUUUGAUCGAGGUUUAGUAAUGAUUAAUUAAUACGAAAAUUGUAUUUCACUGUAAUUUCUCAGCCAUACAUAUUUCCAUAGUAAAAUGAACGAGGGGAAAUGCACUAGUCUACUUGUGUGGUUAUUCUAGCUUGUGACAUUUCUUUCAUACAUAUAAACGGAUAUUACAUAAUUGUAGACCUAUGAUCAUGUCUGUCUUGGCUAUGCCAAGUUUAUGAAUCAUACAACCUAUUUGGAGUUACAUAACAGUGGUUUAUUAAAAUAUUAAAGAUUUUGAAUGCAUUUUGAACAAUUCUUAUUUGUGUUAUCAAAAAAAUAGAUUUAGUUAACAUGUUAAACGUUUGUGAUAGGCCUAACUUUUUUAACAGAUGAAACAUUUUCUUCAUUUUGGGGGCUACCGCUGAGAAGAACCACUCAGGCACUGAUACACUGAAGUGGUCAGGUGUUUUCCUAAUCAGAAUCCUGCUUGGGAGAUGGAGGUGAUUCGUCGCUCCUCUGUGUUUGCAGCCGGGGUGAUGGAGGCCUUUGACCAUUCCCCGUCCGACAAAGAACUGGUGUCCAAGUCCAAGGCACUGUGUAGGGACUACAUACACUCUAGGCUCAACCUCUAUGGGCUAGGCUCGUCCAAAACUCAGGUGGACUCAACGCUUUGUGAGGUGGCUGCUGUGCUUCUCUGUCUCGGUGAUGAGCUGGAGUGCAUGCGGCCCAGUGUCUACCGGAACGUGGCGAGACAGCUCAACAUCUCAGUAGCCAUGGAGACCAUGGUUUCCGAUGCCUUUGUCGCCGUGGCAACAGAGAUAUUCGCAGCAGGUAUCACAUGGGGGAAGGUGGUAUCUAUGUAUGCCGUGGCCGGGGCUCUGGCGGUGGACUGCGUGCGACAGAACCAGCCAGCUACGGUCCAAACCAUAGUGGACAGCCUGGGUCAGUUUGUCCGCAAGAACCUGGUCCCUUGGCUGAAGAAACGCGGAGGAUGGGCAGACAUUAAGAAGUGUGUGGUGAAGUUAGAUGCCGUUCCUCAGCCCCAUUGGCUGUCUCCUAUUGCCCAAUCCUGCAAGCACUUUCUGUCAACACUGUACAUCUACAUUAUGAAGGAGCCAUGAAAGACUUGGGAGAAUAAUUGUGGUUGAACUGACAUGCGCUUGAAGUCCUGAUGCUUCAGAUGGACAGCCACUGACUUUGAUGGAACCGAUUAUCUGGAAGAUUGUUGAUGGCUGUCUAAACAGUGACUUUCCUUCUUGCCGAGUACAAGUCACAAUAUCAUGAACAAUGACUGCUCUUCUUCCAGAGAGUAGUCAGUUAAUUUCAUAUACGGGUCGUUCCACCAAUUAGGUGCCGCGACUUGGCGAAAUUGUUUUAUUUCACCUAAUUUUAACAUCGUCAUAAAGAGCAUAUGUUCAACCUAAAGGAAAAUUCCACACAAGUCUUUUGGAAUUUGUUUCAUAAGUCCAUUGUUGAUAUAGUCCCAAAAUGUUUUGCAUGUCAGCAAUCAAAUUUAAAAUGUAUGAUGCAAAAUGAAUCUAUGGGACUAGAAGUCAGAGGAUGCACGUCAAAAUGCUGAAUUUUGGCACUUUAGCAAGUAUUUUCAUUUAAAAAAACAGAUUUAUUUAAUAUAGACCACAUGGAAAAUUCAAGGGCACUUCAUUUAAUAACAAGCUUUUAAAAUUUAAUUUGUGCACAAUGUCUACUUAAAAUAUCAAAGGGAUGCAAAAGGCACUUAUUUCGUGGAACGACCCAUACACUUCAGUUCAGAUGAUCAACUUUUGCUCAAAGUACUUGUACAGAACCAUGUAUCUUUCAGUGUUGUAAUGUAUUUUCCACUAUCGCGUCACAGUGAGUAUAUGUACUGUGGUAGGUGCUCAUACCUCUGAAGUGAGAUCCAGUCUGAUAACUACAACAUAUCAUCUCUGGGACUUUACACUGAAAUAAUGGACAAAGCGAUAACAUUUGCUCUAUGGACAACAAAUCCUAUUUUUGCUGCACCACUGUGGAGGACAUGAAUUGUAUGAUGAGCUACUACUAUGUUGUGGGAUGCAACAGUCUAUCCAGGCUUUGUACACACUUUACAGUGCUGUUGAUCUCAGCGGUGUAUUCACUAGGAACUAAAAGGGAAGCACGGGCCGAAACGGAGGCAUUUGUCCAAUAAGAAACUUGUUUUCGUUGCAUAAUGUUUUGCUACGGUGUGCACUAAUGAAUACACCCCAGUUGUACCCAUCAAUCUCUCCCUAUUGAUUACAAAAGACAGGAUGAUGCCUAUGGGGGAUAUUUUAGAAUGUUGGAAUCCUUUUAAAUACUAUCUUUGACUAAUGUAUUUUAUUCAGAUACUGUAGUGAUUAUUGAAUCUUUAAAGUAUCUUUCCUGUAGUCACUUACAGUAUUUCCUUAAUAUUAUGUGUGCUGUAUACUGAUGUAAACACUUUCAUAUGGAAAAUAAACU